UCAAUAAAAGCACUUUUGUUACACUAUAUAUAGACAUAUUUCGCUCUUCCAUCCUUUUGUGCUUAGCAGCUUAGGAGAAUCCCAUAAUGAAUUACUUCGCCUUUCUCGCAAACAAGCUAGCGCACCUUUGUAAACACUAUUUUCCCAAAAGACCAACCUUCACUACUUCCUACUCCCUCAAAAACUCUAUGUUUCACUACAUAAUUUCUCAUGCAAAACCAUUUUGGCUUCAUCUUACUUAUUUUAUUGUUGUUUCGUUGCUUGGUUACAUGGCUUUAAAGGUCUCAAAACCAAAUACAAAUGCUAACGAUCUUAGCAAUUUUGAUCUAUUUUUCACAUCAGUUUCAGCUUCAACUGUUUCAAGUAUGACAGCACUUGAAAUGGAGGUAUUCUCGAAUGACCAACUUAUAGUCAUGACAAUUUUAAUGAUCCUAGGAGGUGAAGUAUUCACUUCCAUGCUUGGUCUCUUACUCCGAAGGUGCAAAUCUUUGUCAAACGAGAGUAAAAAGAUAGAUAAUACUUCACAACCCACAAUAAAUUCCAUAGAAUUAGGCACAAUUAACCAAAUGCUCCCACUUCCUUCAAAUACAAGGGGUAGUUCUUUUAAUAUUGAGUCCUUUAUUAGUGCUGAUGAUUGGAGUUCAAAGUAUAACAACUCUAUUAAGUGUUUAGGUUAUGUGGUUCUAGGGUACAUAAUUACUAUGCAUUUAGUUGGAUCAACUUUAGUAACCAUGUACAUAAGCUUAACUCCAAGUGCUAGUAAUGUGCUUGAGAGAAAAGGACUUAAUCUACAUACUUUCUCCUUCUUCAUCGUCGUUUCGACGUUUGCUAGUUGUGGUUUUGCCCCUACAAAUGAGAAUAUGAUGGUCUUUAGGAAAAAUCCUGGACUUCUUUUGAUACUCAUGCCUCAAGUAUUUCUAGGAAACAGCUUGUAUCCGCCAUUCCUAAGGUUUGUAAUAUGGGUUUUAGAGAGGUUUACUAAGAGAAAAGAGUUUGAUUACAUGUUAAACAAUUAUCAAGAGUUGAAAUAUGGUCACUUAUUGUCUAGUAAAAAAUGUUGGUAUCUUACUGCCACUACUCUUGCCUUUGUGGUGCUACAAUUUGCGUUGUUUUGUGCUAUGGAAUGGAGCUCUGGAGUUAUGGAGGGAAUGAGUUCAUACCAGAAGAUUGUAGGAUCUUUUUUUCAGACCGCCAACAUAAGGCAUAGUGGAGAAUCUAUUGUUGAUAUCUCCCUACUUUCUGGAGCUGUCUUGGUACUGUUCACUGUUAUGAUGUAUCUUCCAGCGUACACUUCAUUUCUCCCAAUCAACGACAAGCAAGAAGAAGCACUAGAAAAUAAUGCAACGAUGAAAAAGCAGAACAAGAAGAAGAUUGUAGAGAAUAUGCUAUUUUCGCAGCUGUCUUAUCUGGUCAUCUUUGUUAUUGUAAUAUGCAUCACUGAAAGGAAGAGUUUGAAGGAAGACCCCCUCAACUUCAAUGUUCUAAACAUUGUCUUCGAAGUCAUAAGUGCCUAUGGAAAUGUGGGAUUGUCAACGGGCUAUAGCUGUAAACGAAGAUUAAAGAUAGAUGGAAAUUGCGAGGACAAAUUCUAUGGGUUUUGCGGACGAUGGACUAAUGGAGGGAAAUUUACCCUUAUUCUAGUCAUGUUUUUUGGAAGACUCAAGAUAUUCAACAUGCAUGGUGGAAAAGCCUGGACAAUGUUCUGAUUUCCUAUACUAGUAAAUAAUUAACAUGGAUAUCAUUAACUAAUUUCCAUAGUCAUGGAGACCUCUAGACUUGAUGUACAUAUAUAUAUGCGUGUAAACACGAUCGACCCCCAUCCCCUACACUAAAAAAGGAAAAAAGAAAAAAAAAAUUACAUAUAAGUUACCUUCUUGUUAAAAUUUUAGCAUAUUAUCUUGAAUGAAAGUUUAAGAAUAAACGACUAGUAGGCAAUGUGAACAUUAUAUGUGGGUUGCCUUUGUGUAAAUAAUUUUUAUCCUUUUUUAAUUUAGUUGAGGUGUGGUAAAACGUUUACCUGAUCA
Molecule: messenger RNA, 2024 nt
Organism: Beta vulgaris subsp. vulgaris (sugar beet)
Lineage: Eukaryota; Viridiplantae; Streptophyta; Magnoliopsida; Caryophyllales; Amaranthaceae
Product: cation transporter HKT1;3
Exons: 3
Coding region: 87-1706 (539 amino acids)
Biological process (GO): transmembrane transport; monoatomic cation transport
Cellular component (GO): plasma membrane
Molecular function (GO): sodium ion transmembrane transporter activity
Source: RefSeq, a predicted model, not a curated record